CAACCACAACUGAAUUUACAAUCCAUUCAAACACAAAUCAGUAACUUACAACUCAUGGCUACACAACUUGGCAACCAAUUGAACCCGACUGCUGCCUCUACCCCACCACAACCGUCGCAGGCCUACUAUGCUCCUCGGUCCUCAAACAAUAACCGAGGAAGUCGUGGAAAUUCAAGGGGUUCCUACAGGGGUAAUUAUCGCAACAACACUGCUCGCAACCGUGAAACUGGUAGUUCACGUCAGUUCUCUUGGGCAUCUACUCAAAACACCGUGUAUGGUCACUGCAACCAUUGCGGGAUUGGUCAUCUACCAUCUCAGUGCCCAAAUCAGUCUUCUCAACCACGCACCCAGUCUCAAGCAAAUUAUGCUACUCAUUCUGAUGCUGGUUCACACCGGAGCUUUAACUAUCUUCCUGAUACCGGAGCUAAUGAUCACGCUGCCACAGAUUUUGAAAGCCUUGACAACUCUGAGGCCUACUAUGGACGAGUCUACACGCACCAUCCUCCUAACGGGUCCAAGUGAACAUGGAUUGUACUCCCUUCGCCUUCCUCAGCUCAAGUCUCUUCCUAAAGUCGCCUUUACUGCCUUCAAAGCAUCGUCCACCAUUUGGCAUCAACGACUUGGACAUCCUCAUGCUCAAGUUUUCCGUUCUA
Molecule: messenger RNA, 653 nt
Organism: Helianthus annuus (common sunflower)
Lineage: Eukaryota; Viridiplantae; Streptophyta; Magnoliopsida; Asterales; Asteraceae
Exons: 2
Coding region: 55-522 (155 amino acids)
Source: RefSeq, a predicted model, not a curated record